This is a messenger RNA of Benincasa hispida (wax gourd), 1158 nucleotides long. RefSeq names its product calmodulin like 42 (gene CML42). The record is from RefSeq and is a predicted model, not a curated record. NCBI's taxonomy places the organism in Eukaryota, Viridiplantae, Streptophyta, Magnoliopsida, Cucurbitales, Cucurbitaceae. Gene Ontology annotation, molecular function: calcium ion binding.
AAUGGAAGACAUUGACCACAAGCUUGAGGCGUCAAGAUUUAUUAUAUUGAUGGAAUCGGAAGGGGUGAUGAGAUUGUGAAGACGCCUCCCUCUCUCCUUAAAAGUCUCCUUGUGUAUCCUAUUUGUCUAAAGAAAAAAGAUCGCGUCCCCUCUCUCUCCUUAAAAGUCUCCUGUAUAGCCUAUUUGUCUAAAGAAAAAGGGUCGCGUCCCUCCUUCCUUAAAACUCUCCUCUCCCUGUUGUGUUUGAUUCGAAAUCUUGGAAAUGGAAGCGGUGCCCUCAGAUGUUCCCCGACCCCGCCUGACGAAGAAACCCUCGUCUUCCUCUUCGUCGUUCCGGCUUCGGUGUCCGAGCCUGAACUCCCUUCGGCUGCGUCGCAUAUUUGACAUGUUCGACAAGAACGGGGACGGCAUGAUCACCACGAAGGAGCUGGAACAAGCUCUGGGGCUUCUUGGGUUGGAUGUUGAUGAAUCAGACCUGGAUUUGACGGUCAAGUCCUUCGUCCAACCGGGAAAUGCGGGUCUUCGGUUCGAAGACUUCGCAGCCCUGCACCAGUUCUUAAAUGACACCUAUUUAGAGGGGAUGGUGGAGGAUGAGGAUGAGGAGGAGAAGAGGGAAACAAGCAUGUCGUCGAUGUCGCAGGAAGAGUCGGAUCUAACGGAGGCAUUCAGGGUAUUCGAUGAGGAUGGAGAUGGCUACAUAUCCGCCACCGAACUCCAAGUGGUUCUAAGAAAGCUGAGAUUGGCGGAGGGGAAUGAGAUCGACAGGGUUCAGAAGAUGAUUCUGUCGGUUGACCGCAAUCAGGAUGGCCUGGUUGAUUUCUUCGAAUUCAAGGACAUGAUGCGCAGUGUUAUCGUCAGGAGUUGUUGAUUCCCCCUCCAUCCUCCCACACCUCAUCAUCAUCAUCAUCAUCAUCAUCAUCUCAUCGGAUCCCCUUGUCUUUCUAUAUUUCUAUUUUCUUCUCUUCUCCUUUGCUUUGGGGUUUUCUAUACAAAUUAAAUUAUCCACCACCCAAUAUUAUAAUUCUUCCUUCAACCAUGUAUUGUAUUAAUAAUUAUUUAGUUCAUACUUUCAUAAUUAAUUCAUGUUCACCCUCCACCCUCCUCCCUCCUCCCUUCCCCAUGGGUUCUAUAUAUAAAAUACCCUCUCUUUCAAACCAA